This is a messenger RNA of Photinus pyralis (common eastern firefly), 868 nucleotides long. RefSeq lists its product as uncharacterized. Gene Ontology annotation, molecular function: nucleic acid binding. The coding region runs from base 49 to 849 and encodes 266 amino acids. The transcript has 2 exons. The record is from RefSeq and is a predicted model, not a curated record. NCBI's taxonomy places the organism in Eukaryota, Metazoa, Arthropoda, Insecta, Coleoptera, Lampyridae.
AGACCGACUGUUUUAAGUGAAAAUGUUGUUAACGAUAUUCAACAACGAAUGGAACAAAGUCCCAAAAAAUCGAUUUCUCGACUUUCCGCUCAAACAGGCCUAUCGACUGGUACCUGCCACAAAGCUUUGAAGAAGGUGCUACACAUGCAUCCGUACAAAAUUUCUUCCGUGCAACAAUUACAUGCACUUGAUUACGAUCGUCGAGUGCAAUAUUGCCACUGGUUCAACGAACGCUUAAACGAUAACAAUUUGUUAGACCUAACGUUUUAUUCAGACGAAGCAUGGGUACAUUUGUCAGGUUACGUUAAUAGCCAAAAUUACCGGACUUGGGCAGCAGAAAAUCCGCACAUUUUUGUCGAAACAUCUCUACAUCCCCAAAAGGUUGGCGUUUGGGUAGCCAUGUCAAGAAGGAGGAUAAUUGGACCGAUUUUUUUUUAUGAAACUAUAAACGGAGAGCGAUAUCGUGCAAUUCUGCAUCAAGCUAUUGAAGAAAAUCUGCAAGAUGAUGAGCUACAACAUGGAUUUUUCCAGCAAGAUGGAGCCACGGCACACACCGCUAACGAAACGCUUAGAUACCUCCAAGAAUUUUAUGGCGAUCGAAUUAUAAGCACUGGUUUGUGGCCUCCAAGUAGUCCUGACCUCACACCAUUGGACUACUUUUUGUUUGGACGAAUUAAAAAUAAUAUAUUUAAAAAUCGACUGCACACACUCGAAGAAUUGGAAAGGGCGAUACGACAAGAAAUAAACGAUGUGACGCAAGAUGAACUCGAACGUGUAUUUGAAAAUAUGAAGCGUAGAGUGAAUUUGUGCCUGGAAGUGAACGGUGGCCACUUUGAGCACCUUUUGUAACAAUAAAUAGUACAAUAUA